Messenger RNA from Carassius carassius (crucian carp), 2935 nucleotides. RefSeq names its product phytanoyl-CoA hydroxylase-interacting protein-like. Gene Ontology annotation, cellular component: cytoplasm. Bases 311 to 1603 code for a protein of 430 amino acids. The record is from RefSeq and is a predicted model, not a curated record. NCBI's taxonomy places the organism in Eukaryota, Metazoa, Chordata, Actinopteri, Cypriniformes, Cyprinidae. Gene Ontology annotation, molecular function: protein binding. The transcript is spliced from 5 exons.
GACAUGAGUUAGACCGCUUAAAGUGACGUCAGUGAAAUGGGUGGUGGAAUAAAGAGCAGAGGUAAAGGAUCGAAGUGUGCUGAAAUUGAGAAUCAGCGAUAGUGUAGAGCGUAAUCUCUUCUUCACCUAAACCAUCAUUGAACGCGCCGUUCUUCUGUUCAUUUUGCGUUAAUCCGUUUCACCACAGCGAAAACACUUGUGGCGUUCGAGAACGAGGGAACUUAAGAUACCUUUCUAUUUUCUCAAGAUGAGGAGAACUACAUUCAUUUUAUUGAGCCACUAGACUAAAUUAAUCUUCCUUAUAGUGUAUAUGCUUCUGCCCAUCCAUGUCCAACAGUGUGGUGGUGGUGAAGACGCAGUUUCCACCAAAACGACAAGGAAAAGAAAGAGAGGAAUCAAGGCGACAGAGCACCAUACACAGCCUACUUGGUUUUCCAAGCCGAAGCUUAAGAAUUAUUUCCAAAGACAUCCACACGCCUCUGCAGACAUGGAGGCACACGGGGUCGCGAGCCCGGUAAGACCGCGUGAGGGCAUGACCAAGAACGUGAGCCUGGAGUCGCUCCAGCUGUGCGAGAGAGACGGUAAGGCUGAGGAUCCUGGAGUGGUAGGAAUGGAAUUACCUGUUGCUCGCAACAUCAAGAUCAGUAACAUCACAUGUGACUCCUUUAAGAUCUGCUGGGAAAUGGACCCUCAUACCACAGAGAAGAUCACACAUUACUUCAUUGAUCUUAACAAGAAGGAGAACAAAAACUCCAACAAAUUCAAACACAAGGAUGUGCCUACAAAGCUUGUUGCUAAGGCAGUCCCGUUGCCCAUGACAGUGCGAGGCCAUUGGUUCCUGAGUCCACGGACAGAAUACACAGUUGCCGUGCAAAUAGCAUCCAAACAGACGGAUGGAGACUACUCUGUAUCAGAAUGGAGUGACAUUGUUGAAUUUUGUACAGCAGAUUAUUCCUCAGUGCAUUUGACACAGCUGUUGCAGAAGGCUGAAGUCAUUGCUGGCAGGAUGCUCAAGUUCUCCGUCUUUUACCGAAAUCAGAAUGAGGAUUACUUCCAACACUGCAGGGAUGUUCUUGGCAGUCAAAUGAUGCCCUCGGUAAAGGAUAACAGCGGUAGUCAUGGUUCACCUCUCAGCGGUAAACUGGAGGGGAUCUUCUUCAGCUGCAACACUGAGUUUAACACAGGUCAGCCGCCACAGGAUUCCCCCUACGGCCGCUUCCGCUUCCAGAUACCCGCCGAGGUUCUGUUCACCCAUGACACUCGCCUCUACUUCGGGGACUUCUACUGCAUGUACACUGCCUAUCAUUAUGUUAUCCUCGUCCUGGCUCCUCGAGGCUCGCGUGGAGACCUUUACUGUAGAGAUCGCCUGCCAGAGCUGGAUGUCACAAACAACCGCUUUCUCACACGUGUAAGCGGGGAGGAUGGGCGGGUGGUGUUUCAGCAUGCGCAGGAUGUGAUUCUGGAGCUGAUUUAUACUGAGCCUGUGCAGCUGGCCCAGGGGACUGUUUCUCAGAUCAGCGGCCACCAGUUGAUGAGCUUGUCAACUGUCAAUGCUAAGAAAGACCCCAGCUGCAAGACCUGCAACAUCAGCGUUGGGCGCUAACUUGGGCGAACAUUCACACACAGGCCCAAUUGUGCAUAAAAACCUCAGAAUGCUACAUUACAGAACCAGAUACAGAUGAACCCCAAGAUAAAAGAAUCCUCCAGAUAUGCCCAUGUGGCACUCAGACCCUUUUGGGGGCCACCCAGCCCCCCUCAGCUAAUGCUAGAAAAUUAUAUCUUUGCUCAAUGAACUAAGAAGUGUUAAAAAAAAGUGCAACAGAAAAAAAAUAGAAGAGAACAAGAGAAAAAAACACUGAUUUAAGGCUAAAAAGGAUAACAAAUCAAGAUUUUAAUAUAAAAAAAACUGAAAAUUUUCAAAAUGGAGACAAAGAGUAAAAGCUAAAUUUCCAAAAAAAAAAAAAAAAACUUAAUCCCACUGUGAAUCUUUCAUGUGUUCUUGCUUCUUUUUCUGCUUGAAAUUCAGACCCAAGCCCUGUUUAUCCCCAAACCAUUUGUGAUUUUAUUUUAUAACACAGUGACUCUCAGACAAGGAUGUCUUGUUCAGUUUCCACUGUGGCGAACUCCACCUGUCUUUUAUGUUGGACUUGUACUGCAUGAAGUCUGAUCCUUUAAGCAUCUAAAUGCCACCUCAGCCUUUAAACCUUUAUACGGGGAUUUUCUUCAGUUACACCGAUCAUUCCUCUUGUGGUCUGCGUGCCCGUAAUCACCCUUGACAUGCGCCUCUGAGGUCUUCUACUGCAUGUCAUUACAUUAUCCAGAUGGAUGUGACAAAAAAACUAAUGCUUUAAGAGUUUUACGCCAAUUGAUCAUUGAAGCACCUACAUGACACCCCAGCCUUGAAACCUUCUACUUUAACCUCAGUCUUUUCAUUUUCUACUGAUCGCAAUUCCACUUUAACCUUUCUAACUCAUUAUUACUGUAUAUUGAUGUUCUUGUUUCAUUGUUGUUUUUUUGUUUUAUGUGUUGCAGUAUUAAUGGUGUGAGAUGAUUUCUGAUAGAAUGUCAAACAGUAAGUAGAACUGAUUUUUGUAUAACAUAUCUAUUGCUGGACACAGCUCUGUCCAGGUUCUUGAGGAGUUUGCACUGUCCUAUCAGAGGCCUGAUGGUGUCAUUCUUGCACCCUCGGGUGGUGAAAAAGUUCAAUUUCAGAGAUGCAUGCCUAAGAUUUUGUGCUUUACUGUUUCUGAACUUGUUACUUGUUCCUUAAGCUCCAAAAAUAGAAACCAAUGGCAGCAGACAUGACAUUCUAAUUUUUUGGAAAACUCUUAGCUGCCAGUAUCUUAAAAUCUGUGGUCAUCAUUUAAAAUAAAAUAUUAGGAUAUUACCUUUUUUUUAUAACUAUAAUAAAUUCUACACUUUAUGUACUCAUAAA